Messenger RNA from Austrofundulus limnaeus, 1490 nucleotides. Its product is annotated as transmembrane protein 237A. Gene Ontology annotation, cellular component: ciliary transition zone. The record is from RefSeq and is a predicted model, not a curated record. Lineage: Eukaryota; Metazoa; Chordata; Actinopteri; Cyprinodontiformes; Rivulidae. Gene Ontology annotation, biological process: cilium assembly.
UCUGGAAAUCCUCAGAGGGGUGUGAAAGCUGUGUCUUCUCUGCUUCACUUCAACUCCUCCUUUCUUGUUUAGACGUCAAGAUUCUUAACGAGGUCAGAGAUCAUCUUCAGAGUUCCAACAUUUUUAAAAGGACGGGUUCGUUUUUAUUCUGAGGCUAUUUCAGAACCACCUGCAGGGUUUCACCACCACGACUGAGGCGACAGAGAGCUCUGACUGUCUGCACAGAGAGAGUCACCAUGCCGACGGUUAGGAGCAAGAAGAAGAAGGUGAAGAAUGAGGUGAUUGAUGCAGAGGAGCAGGGAGAAGCAGGCAYGGAGGUGGAGAUGGAGAACCGGACCAACAGGAGCAAUUCUGACAGCAAAGAACCUCUGACCCUGGACCUGCACGACCCAGCACCACAGAAGAAGAAAAAAAAGAAGAAGGCCUCAACUAUCGACCAGGAAACAGAGCAUGCUGAAGUGCCAAAUGGUAACUCUGCUGAGCCCAUGGUGGACAGAGAGGAACUGACUGUGGCUGUCACCAGGAAGACUAAAAAGAAAAAGAAGUCGAAGUUGGCCGAGCAUCACAGCAGUGACCUGGGAGCUGAAGAUGAUGACAUCGUCUCUGAAACUCAGUCGCCCAUCCCACAACAUUCCCUGUUCUCCGCCCCACAUGGACACAGCCAGCCAGUCGGAAAAGUCUUUGUGGAGAGGAACAGACGUUUCCACGCAGAUCGAGUGGAGCAACUCCGACACUCAGACCUGACAGAGGAAUACGUUGACCCCAGACAGAUAUGGACCACCAGAGACGUGGCUUUGAAGGUCCAUCACGGCUUCAGAGUGAUCGGUCUGUUUUCUCAUGGCUUCCUGGCCGGCUACGCGGUGUGGAAUAUAACUGUUGUGUAUGUGUUGGCGGGUGAAGAGAUGACAACGCUGCACAACCUGUUGCAGCAGUACCAUCCUCUGGCCUACCCAGCCCAGUCUCUGCUCUACCUGCUGCUGGCCAUCAGCACUGUGUCUGCCUUUGACAGAGUGAACCUGGCUAAGACCUCCAUGGCGCUGAGAGGCUUCCUGACUCUGGACCCUGUAGCUGUGGCUUCCUUCUUGUAUUUUAUAGCCCUGAUCCUGUCCCUCAGCCAGCAGAUGACUAGUGAUCGCAUCAACCUCUACCCCACUGCCAACCAGACUCUGUGGCCUCCAGGGUCAGAGCACCAGGUCCUGCGUCCGUGGAUCGUGGUCAACCUGGUGGUGGCGCUGUUAGUGGGCGUGGCCUGGGCUGUGGUGUCCACGAGGCCAGACAUUGACUACACAGAAGAGUUUUUGAUGACCAUGGAGGUGGAGGGAUACCCCAGAGGAGAGGAGAACCUGGACCUUCCUGCUUGAAACCAGCCUGUCUGCAUUAUGUUUUUUAAAAUGUUUAUUCUAUUUAAAAUGUUGUACAAGUAAUAAUAUGUUACCUGUAUUUAUUCUCAUGAGUGUGAUUUUAUAUAAAUAAAGGACUGUGUACAUAAA